Messenger RNA from Capronia epimyces CBS 606.96, 573 nucleotides. RefSeq lists its product as uncharacterized. The transcript has 3 exons. The record is from RefSeq and is a predicted model, not a curated record. Lineage: Eukaryota; Fungi; Ascomycota; Eurotiomycetes; Chaetothyriales; Herpotrichiellaceae. Bases 1 to 573 code for a protein of 190 amino acids.
AUGGGUCCGGAUCACGGUGUGCUUGGAGCCACCUUUAAGGCCACUCGAGCCCUACAGAUGGCUUCCAUGAUCGCCAUCAUCGGAAUUACUGCCAAUUUCAUCUCUGAGAUGGUCAGCGCUGGUGCAACUCCACCACCGGUUAUCGUCGCAAUUUUGAGCAUUGUUUGCAUAGCUGUGUUGUACUGUGCCAUCACGGUCAUUCUAUAUUUCGACAGCAUUCUCCCAUUUCUGAUCAGCACGGCAAUCGACUCUCUUUUCUUGAUAGCCCUGAUAGUUGUCUCGGUGGUAGUGGGCAAGCCGCUUUCCUACCUCAAUUGCCAAGUGCUUGAUGAGAUCUCCAACGCCACAUCAAGUGCCUUCGACUUCACCUCGGCGUUGGGUAACAGUCUCAAUAAGGGCGGUGCGGUCAAUUAUGCGCAAUGGAUCGGCACCUCCAAAGCCACUUGUCUCGAAAUGAAGUCCAUCUGGGGUCUCAGUAUUGCUCUUUGCAUUCUCUUCACGUUCUCGGCCAUUAGCACUGUUUGUCUCUGGAAGAGAACCAAGGUACCCGCUGCCGACAAGACUGAAGCUUGA